AUUACACGGCUAAGAAAUCGCCACGUCAUGACAUCAAUUAAUAUUUUAAAAAUCUUUCAGAAAUAUCUAGAGAAGGCUAUAAAUUUCUCUAUUUCUUCCGUUCCUAAAGGUUUCUGGACUAGUGAAGCUACUUCUAUGCUCUGUUGUGUUGCCCUGUUAUAGCAAUCUUACCAAAAAUACAAUAAAGAAAACGCCUUUCUUGCAACCAAAAUAGCAUAAUAAGGAGGAGAAAUCAACCUAUACACAAGUGAAACUUGCGUUUGCAGAGGAUAUUGACAGAUUCUGAAAGUCUCAUAUUUGGCUUUCAUUGGGGAGUUUAUAAAUAUUUGUCUAGUUCUGUUUGUUGAUUGAAAGAAGGUGGUGGUUGUGACGAGUUACCGUAUAAAAUUGGGGAAGAUGGUUACAUUUGAUCAAGGUUCUAAUGUAAUUUCUAAGCCCUUGGCUUCUACAAGGAAGAGGAAGAGGCGGGAGGGCAAUAGCUCUGUUGCUGAGACUCUUCAAAAAUGGAAGGAGUACAAUAAAUAUCUUGAUUCUUGUACUAAUGGAGAUGAUAAACCGGUGCGUAAAAUUCCAGCUAAAGGCUCAAGGAAGGGAUGUAUGAAGGGCAAAGGAGGGCCUGAGAACUCGCAGUGUAUUUAUAGAGGUGUUAGACAAAGGAAAUGGGGUAAAUGGGUUGCGGAGAUUAGGGUACCAAAUAGAGGGCCUAGGCUUUGGCUUGGAACUUUUCCAACUGCCUCUGAAGCUGCUCUUGCAUAUGAUAACGCUGCACGGGCCAUGUAUGGUACUCUUGCCCGGCUGAAUUUUCCUGAAUUAUCAAAUUCAACAAGCUCAUCAAAGGAUUUCUGCUUGGCUGCAACCUCAUCUGGCUAUUCUUCUGUAGCAACUCCUGCAGGUUCAGACUCCACUACUACGUCCAAUCAUUCGGAAGUUUGUGCAGAUGAAGACACCAAAGAGCAUAUUGUAAAAAUUGGGGAUGGUGAAGGUGAAUCAAAAAUAAAACUUCAGCCUCCUGAAGUAAUUAAAUCUGUCUCAUCAUGUAUUAAACUGAAAAAAGAAGCAAAGGAGGAGCUGGAAUCCGUCUCAACAUGGAGUAAACUGAAACAAGAAGCGAAGGAGGAGCGGGAAGAUGUUACAGAGAGUGAAAGGGGUAGGAUGCCGGAGAUUAAAAUCCCAGAGAAAGACGAAAUUCAACAGAAUAAUAUUUGUGAGCAAAAACAGAAAGGUGUCUGUGAUAUCCAACAAGACCCAAAAGAUGAGUCUCUGAGUGUGAAGGAUUAUGGCUGGGGUAAUGGAUGUGAUGGGAUGGAUUACUUGCAAAAUUUCAAAAUUGAUGAGAUGUUUAGUGUUGAUGAACUACUGGGGACCAUAGACAACAACCCGCUCAAUCUGGAUUUUGAUAGUGAUCAACUGUUGUUCACUGACAAUGAUCAUCUACUGCAUGAGCUGCCGCUUGAUUUGUCAUUCCAGUUGCAGAGCCCUGAUGCUAGGUUCAUUGGGGAUCAUCAGCAUAUACAGCAGGUGCCUUCAGGUGGCGAUUACAACUUCGAUUUCUUGAAUCCAGGCAGGCAGGAAGACAACAAUGUUCCAUUGGAUGAUCAAGGAUACUUCAGUUUGGGAUUGCCAGAUAGGUUUUGAUGAGGAGACAUGAGUAAGAGGGCAUUUUGCAGCCUGACGAUGACACUGUAUUAUCACUUGGAAAUAACAAACAAAAUAAUAGUACUGUUUUGGUCUGAGACUACCCUUGUUGAUUCAGGAGGUCAGAUGACAAGGAGCAUUAGGGUGUGGUUUGCUGCUAUAUUAACAUGUUUUCUACAUUACUGAAUUUGUUCUUUUAAACCUGACCCACAAAUGGCUGAUUCUCUGGAGUUUUUUUUUAUCAGAGAAAUUGGCCUUGAAACGUCUUUGUUUUCGCGAACCAACUUCAAGGUAGAGUUGGGGCUGGUUGUUAUCAUGCCUUGGGCAAAGCUUUUGUGAUAUUGAAGAAUUUAGUUUUGUUAGACAAAUUAUUUCUUGUAUAUGAAGAGUACUCGAUAAUCGUAUGUCAAUCGACUUUUAAAUGUUCAUGUUCAAAUCA
This is a messenger RNA of Hevea brasiliensis (rubber tree), 2074 nucleotides long. Its product is annotated as dehydration-responsive element-binding protein 2A. NCBI's taxonomy places the organism in Eukaryota, Viridiplantae, Streptophyta, Magnoliopsida, Malpighiales, Euphorbiaceae. Gene Ontology annotation, biological process: response to stress; positive regulation of DNA-templated transcription. The record is from RefSeq and is a predicted model, not a curated record. Bases 397 to 1635 code for a protein of 412 amino acids. Gene Ontology annotation, cellular component: nucleus. The transcript has 2 exons. Gene Ontology annotation, molecular function: transcription cis-regulatory region binding; DNA-binding transcription factor activity.